Drosophila bipectinata is the source of this 2967-nucleotide messenger RNA. RefSeq names its product topoisomerase 3-beta (gene Top3beta). Lineage: Eukaryota; Metazoa; Arthropoda; Insecta; Diptera; Drosophilidae. Gene Ontology annotation, biological process: DNA topological change. The record is from RefSeq and is a predicted model, not a curated record. Gene Ontology annotation, molecular function: DNA topoisomerase type I (single strand cut, ATP-independent) activity; DNA binding. Gene Ontology annotation, cellular component: nucleus.
CGUUCCAUCUCUAUGCGUAUUACAAACUUUUUUUUUUUGCGAAAAUAUUAACAAACAUUUUGCAAGCGGAGCCCCAUUGAGAUAAUCUCAUGUGUGGCCGAGCCUGAAGCAACUGAAUUUCCCGCUAGAGCCGUUACACCGAACUCUUCAAUAGCCUCAUCGAACCGCCAACGGGAGCCGGUGGAGGAGGAAAAGGAAACAGCCGGCAAAUCGCAAGAAAAAGUAGUCAUCACUUAUAUUUAGGCCAUGAAGAGUGUACUGAUGGUGGCCGAGAAGCCCUCGCUGGCUGCCUCGCUAGCGGCGAUUCUCUCCAAUGGGCGCAGCACACCGAAAAGGGGGACUGGAAACGGUUGCUCCACUCACGAGUGGACCGGCAACUUCCGCAACGAGGGCUCGGUUCAUUUUCGGAUGACAUCGGUGUGCGGGCACGUUAUGUCGCUGGACUUUAUCAGCAAGUACAACUCCUGGGACAAGGUUGAUCCCGUGGAGCUCUUCGGCUGUCCCACCGAGAAAAAGGAGACGAACCCCAAGCAGCACAUGCGCACGUUCCUGGCGCACGAGGCCAGGGGCUGUGAUUUCCUGGUCCUUUGGCUGGAUUGCGACAAGGAGGGCGAGAACAUUUGCUUCGAGGUGAUGGACGCUGUCCAGAGUGUUAUCCACAAUGUCUACAGUCGGCAGGUGACUUUCCGUGCCCACUUCUCGGCCAUUACCGAUAAGGACAUCAAGGGCGCCAUGGAAACGCUGGGCCAUCCGAACGAGAACGAGGCCAAGUCGGUGGAUGCGCGCCAGGAGCUGGAUUUGCGUAUCGGGUGCGCCUUCACCCGCUUCCAGACAAAGUUCUUUCAGGAUCGCUACGGCGACCUGGACUCGUCCCUCAUCUCCUACGGUCCCUGUCAGACACCCACGCUCGGCUUUUGCGUGAAACGGCACGACGACAUCCAGACCUUCAAGCCGGAAAGCUUCUGGUAUCUGCAGCUACUCGCCGGCCAGCCGGAGUUUACCUUGGAGUGGGCGCGCGGUCGUGUCUUCAAGAAGGACAUUGCCAUCACGCUCCUGAACCGCGUCAAGGAGCAGAAGGAAGCCACGGUGGAGAGUGUCAGCAGCAAAGAGGCCUUCAAGAGCAAGCCCCAGGCCCUCAACACCGUGGAACUGAUGCGGAUCUGUAGUUCGGGACUGGGCAUUGGUCCCUUCCAGGCCAUGCAGAUCGCCGAGCGGCUCUACACUCAGGGCUACAUCAGUUAUCCGCGUACGGAGACCAAUCAGUAUCCGGCCAAUUUUGAUCUGCCGGCGGUGCUCCGGGUCCUGCAGCCGUCCGGGGAUUUUGGUGACGAGGCUAGGACCAUCUUGGGGGAUCUGCAGACACCGCGCAAGGGCAAGGAUGCCGGCGACCAUCCCCCGAUCACGCCCAUGAAGCUGGGCAGCCGCAGUGACUUUGAUCGCGACACCUGGCGUGUCUACGAGUUCAUCUGCCGGCACUUCAUGGGCACGGUGUCGCGGGACUUGAAGUACCGCACCACAACGGCAAAGCUGCGAGUAGGCCUGGAGACGUUCUCCUGCACGGCGAAUGUACUGCUGGAUGCUGGAUUCACCAAGGUCAUGACCUGGCAGGCCUUUGGCCGCGACGAACCCAUGCCGCCGUUCGUCCAGGGCACCCAGGUGGCCAUCAAUGAUGUCCGGCUGGCGGAAAGUCAGACGGGGCCGCCCGACUACCUCACCGAGGCGGAGCUGAUCACCCUGAUGGAACAGCACGGCAUUGGUACGGACGCCUCCAUACCGGUGCACAUUAACAACAUCUGCCAGCGCAACUAUGUGCGCAUCGAGAAUGGACGCAAGCUGAUACCCACCACACUGGGCAUUGUCCUCGUCCAUGGCUAUCAAAAGAUCGAUCCGGAACUGGUGCUGCCCACCAUGCGUUCGGAGGUGGAGCGGAUGCUCACCCUCAUUGCCCAGGGAUCGGCCGAUUUUCAGGAUGUGCUCCGGCACGCCAUCAAGAUCUUUAAGCUCAAGUUCAUGUACUUUGUGAAGAACAUUGCCAACAUGGAUGCCCUGUUCGAGGUGUCCUUCUCGCCGCUGGCCGAGUCGGGGAAGGCGCACUCCCGCUGUGGCAAGUGCAGGCGCUACAUGAAGUACAUACAGACCAAACCAGCUCGUCUCCAUUGCUCGCAUUGCGACGAAACCUAUUCCCUGCCCAUCGGGAAUGUGAAGGUCUACCGUGAGUUCAAGUGCCCGCUGGAUGACUUCGAUCUGCUGGCCUUCUCGACGGGCGUCAAGGGGCGUUCGUAUCCGUUCUGCCCGUACUGCUACAACCAUCCGCCGUUCAGCGAUAUGCCCAAUCUGGGGGGCUGCAACACCUGCACCCACGCCACCUGCCCCCACUCCCUGAACACCCUGGGCAUUUCCGGAUGCGUUGAAUGCCCCACCGGUGUCCUAGUGCUCGACUGCACCCUGGCGCCCACCUGGAAGCUGGGCUGCAAUCGCUGCGACGUCAUCAUCAACUGCUUUAAGGGUGCCACCAAAGUCACAGUCGAAGAGGCCAAGUGCCAGGAGUGCGGCGCCCAGCAGGUGACCGUCGUCUACAAGUCGGACAAGAGCAAGUUCAAGGACGGCAGCGAGGAGAAGAGCGGCUGUGUCUUCUGCUCGGCGGACUUCUCCCACCUGGUCGAGAAGCAUCGGGCGGUGGCCUCGCGACCUGUACGCGGCGGUGGAUCCCGUGGCGGUAAGGCUGGUCGUGGCGGCGGUGCCGGCGGACCGGCUGCUGUGGGUGGAGCCGUGGCUGCUGGCGGUGGUCCAGGUGGCGCUGGAGGCGGUGGGCGUGGCGGACGGGGUGGCCGACAGCCCAAGGAUAAAAUGGCCCAGCUGGCGGCGUAUUUCGUUUAAAGAAGUAAGGAGGAGCCUGCAUUUAAAUUAAAAAAUAAAAAAAAAGUCAAGAAAAACCACAAAACCGAAUAAAAGAAACGAAAACUGUAU